AUGUCACCAACGCAACGGAGAAGAAAUCCGAAUGACUGUGAAGCGCUACAUAGUCAACAAGAUGCGAUUGAGAACUCACGAAGCAGCGAGUACCGUUUGUUGGGGCACCGCCAGCGCAAAGCGUCACUUCAUGAACGCGGUGCGCUGCAUCGUACGUCGACAGUACUCCGUUGCUCAAGCUACCAUGCCGAUCUGCGAAAGCUGCUGCUGCUUCGAUUUCGAAGCGCCACGGGUGGCGGCAGGGUUGGCGGCGUUGACGGCCGCGUCUUGGACAUCCUUGAGAGGACCGGCGCAGUCGUCACCACCCCGCCAGAGUAUUACCCCGUUCCCGACGUGGAGACUGAGGUCGAGGUGGGAACCUCCCGUGCAGCUACUAGCCGGGGGCCGAGCGACGUUGACCUGCAACCAAUACCCCUCCAGCCACAAGUGCCGCAGCCCGGACCUUCGCAGCCGCAGCCCGGACCUUCGCAGCCGCAGCCCGGACCUUCGCAGCCGCAGCCCGGACCUUCGCAGCCGCAGCCUGGACCUUCGCAGCCGCAGCCCGGACCACAGCCUCAACCCCGCCGAAGACAGCCCAGGCAGCUGGAGGAAGCUGUGUGCCGGGCUACGGCUGAGUACGUGCGGCAGGGCCAGUGUGCUGAUGCGAGGGCCGUGGCAGACCGCAAGUUCCACCACAAGAUGUUGGAGCAAAACCGGCGUCAUCACGAGGCCCAGAUGGCCAGCCAAGAACGGCUGGAAAACCAGCUCUGCCGCCUGACCGAAGAGGUGGGCCGGCUGCGCCACGUUCAGCAGCAGCGCCUCGACCAAGAGCGCAGGGCGAAUGACUGUACUCAGCGCCUGCUGCAGCAACUUUUGGAGGCCCUGGCCGGUGGGGCUGCACUAGUCACACGCCCACCUCAGCCUCCUAGCGCCUAAAUUUUAUUGAUAUAUACUGAGUAUGCACAGCGCAAUGAAACGAAGGCAAGAGAAGCACGCAAACGACAUAGACUGGCACUGACUUCCAACUGAA
Molecule: messenger RNA, 1009 nt
Organism: Rhipicephalus sanguineus (brown dog tick)
Lineage: Eukaryota; Metazoa; Arthropoda; Arachnida; Ixodida; Ixodidae
Exons: 6
Coding region: 1-915 (304 amino acids)
Source: RefSeq, a predicted model, not a curated record